AGUUUGUCGAGAACUGUUUGUCUGAACGCCCCCAAGAAAACGCCGAGCGGAGCAAAAAGCGGGACGCAGUUUGGGCCAAGUUUUUUGUGGCCCCCGUGCGUGCAGAAAAGUCUGAGAAAAGUGUCAGAAAAUUUGUUUUUCCAAAAACAGACAAGGGGCCAGCAUCAAAUUUCCCGGAUCGAAAGCGUGGAAAAUGUACACGCAGUAGUGCGGAAAAUGUGCGGCUAACGAAAGGAGGAGCGGAGGAGGUGGGAAAAGUUGCUGCACAUCAACACAACUGGAGAACACGAGAAACUUUUCAUAUCCCCGCAGUAAACGAUAAAAGCAAAAGUAGCAGCAGCCACAGCAAAAUGACAGCAAUAAGUUCAAGCAAUAAAACACAGCUAGCCAGAAGUUGCAAACAUGCACUCGCAGCACAAUAAGUACGGGCGGCGGUCGAAAGCUUUUAAAUAGGAGUUAAUCACCGGACUCCCCAUCCCGCAGAGCGCCCGGCACAACCGGGACACCCCAAUAAACUGCCAAAUAAUAUAGGAUAUUAGCCAGCCGGUGGACGGAAUCCAGCGAGGAGCGCAGGAAAGAAGCCCUACUGUCAGCCGGGACACUGAAACAUUCCACCCCAUAGCAUGGCCUCGGUCGCCGCUUGGCUGCCCUUCGCCCGGGCGGCGGCCAUCGGGUGGGUGCCGAUAGCCACCCACCCACUGCCACCGCCCCCGAUGCCCAAGGAUCGCCGCAAAACGGACGACGAGAAGCUCCUGAUCAACGUCUCCGGGCGGCGCUUCGAGACGUGGCGGAACACCUUGGAGAAGUAUCCGGACACCCUUUUAGGUUCCAAUGAAAGGGAGUUCUUCUACGACGAGGACUGCAAAGAGUACUUCUUCGAUCGGGACCCGGACAUCUUCCGGCACAUACUGAACUACUACCGGACGGGCAAGCUGCACUACCCGAAGCACGAAUGCCUCACCAGCUACGACGAGGAGCUGGCCUUCUUUGGCAUAAUGCCGGAUGUAAUAGGCGACUGCUGCUACGAGGACUAUCGGGACCGGAAGCGGGAGAACGCGGAGCGGCUGAUGGACGACAAGCUGUCGGAGAACGGGGAUCAGAAUCUGCAGCAGCUGACCAACAUGCGCCAGAAGAUGUGGCGGGCCUUCGAGAAUCCGCACACGUCGACGAGCGCCCUGGUGUUCUACUAUGUAACGGGUUUCUUCAUCGCCGUCUCCGUGAUGGCCAACGUGGUGGAGACGGUGCCGUGUGGCCACCGGCCGGGCAGAGCGGGAACUCUGCCCUGCGGCGAGCGCUACAAGAUCGUCUUCUUCUGCCUGGAUACCGCCUGCGUGAUGAUCUUCACGGCGGAGUACCUACUCCGACUCUUCGCCGCCCCCGAUCGCUGCAAGUUCGUGCGCUCGGUGAUGAGCAUCAUCGAUGUGGUGGCCAUUAUGCCGUACUACAUUGGCCUCGGGAUCACCGACAACGACGACGUGAGCGGUGCUUUCGUCACGCUGCGCGUGUUCCGUGUCUUCCGCAUCUUCAAGUUCUCGCGCCACUCGCAAGGACUCCGGAUCCUCGGCUACACGCUCAAGUCCUGCGCCAGCGAGCUGGGCUUCCUUGUCUUCUCGCUGGCCAUGGCCAUUAUCAUCUUUGCCACCGUCAUGUUCUACGCCGAGAAGAACGUCAAUGGCACCAACUUCACAUCGAUUCCGGCGGCCUUCUGGUAUACCAUCGUCACAAUGACGACGCUGGGAUAUGGCGACAUGGUGCCAGAGACAAUAGCUGGCAAAAUUGUGGGCGGCGUCUGCUCGCUCAGCGGUGUGCUGGUCAUCGCCUUACCUGUACCUGUUAUCGUAUCGAACUUUAGUAGAAUCUAUCACCAGAACCAGCGAGCGGACAAGCGCAAGGCGCAGCGGAAAGCUCGCCUGGCGCGCAUCCGCAUUGCCAAGGCCUCGUCCGGAGCCGCCUUUGUCAGCAAGAAGAAGGCCGCCGAGGCCCGGUGGGCUGCCCAGGAGUCGGGCAUCGAGCUGGAUGACAACUAUCGGGACGAGGACAUCUUCGAGCUGCAGCACCAUCACUUGCUGCGAUGUCUGGAGAAGACAACGGAUCGAGAAUUUGUCGAGUUAGAAAUACCGUUUAACGGCCAGCCCAAGAGGCCGGGCUCCCCGUCCCCGAUGGCCAGUCCCGCCCACUCGACAAACAGUGCCGCCGGCCUGCUGCAGUCCUGCUGCGGCCGCUGCUGCUCGCAGCGCUACCAGGCCUGCGGCAAGUACAUGCCGGCUGCCAGCAAUGCUCAGAAUAGCCAAAACAAUCAGCCCAUGGAUGGCACCUACCUGGUGGAGGCCUCGUUCUGAGCCGGCGGCAGCAGGUUGGCGCCGAGAUGCACAUCCUCGGCCAGGGCGGCAGUCACAUCCCAAUCCAGAUCGAGAUGAUUUACGUUUACGUUUAGUCUAACUUGAAAAGUUUUUAAACUAAAUUGAAUUCGUUUUGUAGACAUGUCGUGUGUGUUUAGUCGCCAAAUAUAAAAUUGAUGGACCCGAGGAAUAACUGAAGCCGAAAUACAACUGUAAUCUCUAAAAUCUGAUUUUCGAGUUUAACGAGCAAAAUAUUUAGAUAAAUGCAAGCACUUGCAGACUCAAAUGAAAGCAAACACCGAAUGUGUAAAGUAUGAUGGGCACAUUAAAAUAAAACAAGUAACAAAUGAAGUAUGUAAAAGUAUGCCCAACCCAGUUUCUGCGGCGGCAAAGUCGGAUUUGAUUAGCGAGGACCCGUUAAUGAAAAAACCCAAAUAUUAAUUAUAAUAAUAUGCAACACUAUUUACUUUAUUUAGGUGACAAGACAACAACAGCAAACAACAGAAACCGAAGCAUUUUAGAGGAAUUUACUGUGUAUGUUUUAAUAACGUGAACAUAAAGUAGCAUAGCAGGCGAAAUAGUUUGAAGAGAGUACUAGAAAGAUCUAGCUAAUAGGAUCUAUAACUGACGACAAGGGCAGAGUCCAAAAAACCAAUUGAACAAAAUCCGAACACAAUAAGGAACAUUUUAACAGCAAACGAUUUGUGUGGCCAGGAAACGAGGAAGGAUUGAAAGUUUGCGAGAAAAUUAUGAUGAUAUUAAUACGAAUUCGUGCGUGUAUUUUUUAAGUGGUCCGUAGUUUAGUAGUUAUGAUCUUCAUCCCCUACUUCCCUAUUCUUUCUCAUCGACAAUGAUCUAUUACCGCAUUUGUGUGACAACCUCAUUUUCCCCCCUAACAAAUUAUGUAUAUGUGUGUACAGCAAAGAGGUUUCAGUUCGUCAUUCAACAUUUUCCAUCCUUUUUCCGAAGUACUCCAAAAUGAACUAAUCAAAAUCUAUUGAAAAACUAAAAAUUACAACUUUCUUCCAAGAACUAAGUUAGCGAGAUAUCUAUUUAAAUGUAUAUGUGUGUGUAGGAAAGGCUUUAACGAAUUGGAACAUUAAUUAACUAAAUGAACUCUUAGCAAAUUCUAACAGAAACUUAAAGUAUAUUAAUUAAUUCUAAAUUAAAAUCAAACAUUUAAAAUUAGUUCAAGUAAACAACUUAAAAGAUAACAACAACAUAAAUAUGGAGCUUGUAUGUAUGUAUGAUAAAUUUAUAAUGAUUACUCUAAUUAUUAUUAUUAGUCGGCGAUGAAUACGAUAAUAGUGUUGCCCAUUUGUUUCUAACUCUCUAAGUUGCCUAAUAAUUUCCCAAAACAAAACAAGCUAAACAAACAAAACUAACAGCUUUUGUUUAUCAAAACGAAGUUGUGCAUAAAGCGCUUAAGAGGCGAUUUAUGAUUAGAUCGGAGAUUUACGAAAACCACAUCACGAUAACAAACAAAGAAAUUUGGUUACUAAAACCAACUCUUGUAGCGAUAUUCUAAAAGAAAACCAAAACUAUCAGAUUAACGAAAGUCGGGGUCGAAACCCAAAUCCGAUGGAGGAAGACGACAUUUCUCUUUUUAUUUUUAGUGAUAUGUAAUUCGAAUUGAGUAACAGCAAAAACAAAUACUCUGCCACGGGUCUCUGAGAAUGAAAAAGCUAAAGAUUAAUAAUGAAUAAAAUAAAGAAAUCUGUUUACUUCCACCAUAAA
Molecule: messenger RNA, 4076 nt
Organism: Drosophila sechellia
Lineage: Eukaryota; Metazoa; Arthropoda; Insecta; Diptera; Drosophilidae
Gene: Shal
Product: Potassium voltage-gated channel protein Shal
Exons: 7
Coding region: 624-2339 (571 amino acids)
Biological process (GO): protein homooligomerization; action potential; potassium ion transmembrane transport
Cellular component (GO): membrane; voltage-gated potassium channel complex
Molecular function (GO): protein binding; A-type (transient outward) potassium channel activity
Source: RefSeq, a predicted model, not a curated record